GUGCGUACCGUCGCUAUGCGUAUCUACGUAAUACUUGAAGUCGCAAUGGCUGCCAAUAAAAUGACGCAAGCGGCAUCAAGAAAGCGAUAAUCCUGACACUUGGAGUUUUACAGAGCAUGAUUUUCAACUUUUUAUUGAAUCUUCACAUCAAGGCAACAACCACUUUAUGCUGACAGUGACACCAAGCAGCCACUAUUAAACCAGUCGUUAACCGCUCCGAGACAACCAAACCCAAGCAACCAUGGGUUGUGGAUCCUCCCAGAGCCUGCCCCUGUCACAGACCUACGAAGUCUCCUCGGUCUGGGACGCCGUAUCAAGGACAGUGGAAGCCAGGCGAGAAGGCUCCGACAAGCUCAUCGUCAGACGGUCGGGAUGGAAGACGAUACGCAUCUUUGUUUCUUCAACCUUCAGGGAUUUUCACGCAGAGAGAGAACUCUUCAUCAAGGAGGUAUUUCCAGAACUGAGGAUAUGGUGUGAGAAAAGAAGACUUUACCUCGUGGACUGUGAUCUGAGAUGGGGUGUCCCAAAAGAUACCACAUCAGAAGAAACUCUACGAACAUGCCUGAGUGAAAUUGACCGCUGCUACCAAGAUAACAUCAUGCCCUUCUUUCUCAAUCUCACAAGUCCUGAACAACUUAGGAAGCUGAUCCCCUACAUCUCUCAGUUUCAGAUUCCUGACGAUUCAGGCGAGCGAUGUGGUUGGAUUCCAAAUCAGAUGGACGUACCAGAAUCCGUCAUGACGGAAUACCAGUGGAUUAUGGGGUUGUCGGUCACCGAGAUGGAGAUCAUGCAUGCUGCCUACAGGAAGACCAACCCGAACUCCAUAUUCUUCAUGAGAGGUUCCACCUUCUUGGAAUCGCUCCCGGAGAAAUACAAGAAGGACUUUGUAGACGUCAACCCGAUCGCCCCAGAGAAACUGAACAUGCUCAAACAGAUGCUCAAGGAGAGAUUUGGGACUAAUCAAGUGCACUUCUAUGAGUGUCAGUAUAAUGGAAUUGGUGAUGACGGACAAGUAGAGUUAUGUGGAAUGGAUUCACUCAGAGAUAAGGUGUUUGAAUUCUUCACGGAGCGAAUCUCUGAGCAGUACCCCCUGGACGAUCGUCCCUUGGACCCUUACCAGCAGGCCAAGGAGGCCCACGAAUCCUUCAUGAAGAACAGGAGCGGCUGCGUCUUGGGACGGACGGUCAUCCUGGAACAGAUCAAGGACUACGUGGUGGGGAUGUCGUCCACCGCGCCCGUCCUGCUCCUCGGCGGACCGGGCACGGGCAAGUCCUCCAUCAUGGCCAAGGUCGCGGAGGUGUCGGUGACCAAGGCAGCUACCAGGGAGAUACCAGGAUCUCCCGAGAUUGGAUGGCACGUCUUCUACCACUUUGUAGGGGCUGUCCCUGGAUCCCCCAACCUGGAGGUGGCCCUCAAGAGAUUCCUUAAGGAGAUAGGAGCAGUCAACGAGAGUCAGAUGCCCAAGGAUCUUGAAGAGACCUGUCAGGUGACCUAUGCAGCUCUGUCUAACCCCAACACCAGACCUGUCAUCAUCAUCAUUGAUGCCCUCAACCAGUUUGAUGAGAGCAAAGAGUCUACUGUGCUGACCUGGCUCCCUAACAAGCUGGCGCCUCAGAUCCGUUGCAUCUUCUCAAUGAUAGACCAGACACCCCAGCAUCAGACGUUGGGACUUCGAUCUAACGCUCCCACCGAGAUCUUUGUCACACCCCUCGAUAUGGAAUCUAGAGAGGCCAUUGUGAAGGAGACACUUGGCAAUUACAACAAGAGACUCGACGAGGAACAGAUGGCCAACCUCCUGAGCAAGGAGUCUUCCCAGAAUCCUCUCUGGUUGUCUGUGGCCUGUGAAGAGCUCCGAGUCUUCGGAGUCUUCUCCAAGGUUACCGACAAGAUCAACAAGUUGGCCGACGGACUUCUGAAUCUCCUAGCCCAGGUGUUUGAUCGAUUUGAAGAAGAGAAUGGAGGGGAGCUGCUGGUUGCUACCCUAUGCCUGCUGGAGUGUUCCAACACUGGACUCCUGGAAACAGAACUACUGACGAUCCUGGGUGAUGAAGACAAUCUGAUGCCAAACGCUUCCUGGUUUAGUCCUGGAGCUGGGGGAGAGAAGAAAGACUCCAGGGAAAAGAAAGAGAAGGACAUCGGCCCACUGUCUGCUCACAAGUGGGCCCGGGUGUUCCGUGCUCUCAAACCCUUCCUCAGGCCGUUUGGAGAGAGUGGAGAGGGGCGUCUGGACUUCUACCAUCGCUCUCUCAGCAAAGCUGUCAGGAAAAAGUAUUUGAAGAAGAAUGGGGAGGAGGAUCAGAAGAAGUACCACUGGUGGCACACCAAACUAGCCGACUUCUUUCAGGGAGUCUCAACUAUCGAGAGGAAAUGUGAGGAAUAUCCUUUCCAUCUGAGCGUGAUCAAAGAUGAGAGACGUCUAGCAGCCUUCUUGACGGAGUGGGAUGUGUUCGAUGAGUUCUUCAAACUUGAGUUCAGUGCAGAUCUCUUGGCAUAUUGGAGGAAGGCUGGUGGUCCAGAAAAAAUGGAGGAAUGUUACAGGAAAUCACUGGAAGCCUUAAACAACGACCCGGAGGUGGAAAGAGAAGAUGUCGCUCUGCGUUAUGAGAAAGUUGCUAGAGUCCUGAUGCAGGCCAGUCAGCUGAAGACGGGUUACUCCAUCCUAGAGACGGCCAUGCAGAUGGAGAUGGAUGAACUAGGAGCUAGAGAGGAGAGGCUGCUCGUUCUCUAUGAUCUGGUUGCCAGCUGGAACAACGAGCUUCUAACGCUUCAUGACUGGAUUACCACGAAAAUGUUCCCCAACCUUCGACCGUCAAUCUCAAAUCGUCGCAAGUCCUUGGCUAUCAGCAAGAAAUUCCUGGACAGGGGAGAGUCCUUCAAGUUUAAGCGUGCCUUCUCUUUGAUGAAACUGGCAUUCAACCUGAAGACGUGGUACGUGUUGAAAGGAGACAAUGAGAUGUCGGCUACAGAGGCCAUGGAUCUUGGGUUCGCCAGCUUGAAGGAAGCCAAGGAACUCUUCACAGAGAUAAACGACAAGGGACAUUUGGCCGAGUGCUUGAUGAACGAAUCUCUUCUGGUUGGUGAGACAAAGCAAGUGGAUGCAUUGGAGAUCUUCAAGAGGGCAGAAGAACUAUGCCUGGAGGCGUACGGGGAGAUGAGCGUCCUGGCGAGUCGUCUUUUCACCAACAUGGGCAUCCUCCUUGAAGAGAUGAGACAGAAGGAAGAGGCAUACGAUUACUUCGUCAGGAGUAGGGAGAUCAAAGUGGCUGUGUUUGGUCCAAAGCAUCCUCAGACCCAGCGGCUCGAUAGGGUGUUAGCCGAGGAGGAUUAUGCUGCCAUCGCAAGACGGAGAAAUACCAUCGAUCAGAAUCAGGGCUAUUAAAUAGGUACCAGUGGAACAUCAAAACUUCAAAGCAUGCUAUUGGUGUUUGAACAUUACCUUAUAGUGGAAACUGGUAAAAUAUCAAUUUUCCAUGAAUCUGAGAUAACUACGACCCUUUUAUUUUCAAAAUAAAGCAUUGCUGCAAGUUUAGUAAAGUGUGACAAAAGUCCAUUGAAAAUAGGCUACUAAAGUUCACAGAAAUCGGCAAAACACACAUUAAAAAAAAAUAAAAAACUAGAUUUAAAUCAUUUUCGGCCAAAAGAAAUUGAAACUCCUCAAAAUGGCAAAUUGUUAUGUUUUUCCAUCAAUCCAAGCUAACUGUGACCUGUGAACUGUAGAUUGCAUAGAAUAUAACUCCAAAUUCCUUGCAAAGUGGCAACAAACCAACAUUUGACAAAAAUCACAAGGGUUUUAAACCGCUAGUUUAUGAUUUUUGGCCAAGCAUUGAGAAUUUUCAUCAGGGCCUAUUUUAAUGUUUUUUCUAGUAAUCGGAGCUUAAUGUGACCCUGAUCCAUUGAAAAUAGGGUAUUACAGCAAAUACCAUGAAAAUGAUUUGGCAAGUUUUAAUCAGUAUAACCUGACCAUACACUAAAGAACUCUGUCUACCCAUCAAUAUAUUUAGCUUUAAAUAAAAUGUGUUUGCUUUGCAUGCCCAAGCUCUUUCAUGUAUCAUAUAUGUUUAAAAGCAACUAGAUUUUUAUAAGACUAACAUUUGUAAGUUAUUUUGUUAAGCUUUUCUGUACAGCGUAGAAUACAAGUAUUGAGACUGUAAAUUAUUAGCGUAGAUAUUUCAGUGUGAUACCAUAAGUCUGUUUUUUGUGUGAACAUAUUUCAUUUUCUUAUUAAUAUGAUCAAGGACAUUUGUGUUCUUUCUGUAUAUAGUUAAUUUUCUUGACUUGGAGAGAAAUGCCACAGUAACCUCAUAUUUGAGACAUGUCUAUUUUGAUAUAGAAUGCGAUAUAGUUUUGUAAUGUUACCAUGUUUGAUAUUUUAAAACAAUGUUAUUUAUAGAGUAAUAAUGCUUCUAUUAAAAAACAUUUUUAUGAACAUUUUUUUUUUUAGACAAAGAAGAGAGAUUGAUAAAUUGAUAUUUUGGGGCAAUUUCAGGAUUAGGCAUUGUUUAGUAUUGCAAUGAAUUAUGUAACUAGAAUGAUGCAUUCAUCUUGUAAAGAAUAAGAAGUCUUGCUACUUCUGUCUUGAAAUAAUGUUCAUUUAUCCUCUUUUUAUUCAAUGUUGAAAUUCUAUUGAAAGCUACUGAUCUUUGGAUUGCAAAAUAUGAAUUUAUAUUUGUUUUCUUUUCAUUUUUAAACUGAUGUUCAUUUUUUUUUUGCAACUAAGAAACAAAGAAAGCAUCCACGGAAGGCAAAUAUUAAAUGUUAACUGCAAUAUGACGUCUCAAAAACCUUGAUGUGUAUAUAAGAAAAAGAAAAGGCUUCUAAGAAAAAGGGUAUGUACAUUGAUAAGAAAGACGCCCUUUUAUAUUUUACAUAUAUGUAUUACUUUUUGUAAAGGGGGGGGGGGGCAAUUAAAAAAUGUGUUGUUGAAUGUAAGCUACAUAUUGGAAAUUUACACAUGUAUUGAACCCGUCAAUUACAGAGACUUGUUUCAUAAAACUUUUAUCAAAUCAAUAACAAAUGUGAAAUUUCUAGGACAAAUUUGCUCUUGGCCAAUCAGAGGCCACAAUUUCAGGAGCUUUUAAGAGUUAUUGUAACUCGUUGUUGAUAAAAAAGUUUAAUGAAACUGGGCUCUGAUUGUAGACCAGCCAAAUUAACAUAAUGCUGAAAUAAAGCUUGAAGAAAUUGCAUAUGCAACUUCAGAACCCAUGUUCUAAAUUGUAUCAACUUUGACGUUAUUUAGGGUGUUUUAGUAUUGGCUUUAUGCUGAAAUCCAAAUAUAUACUUUUGAAUCCAUUUUAUACAAAGAAAACGUGCACAAUAUGUGUUCUCAAUUUCGGUCUUUAUUCACAUACAUUAUUCCCUCUUUCACUAUGCAAUAAAGAGUACAUUGAUAGUAUUACCUAAAUACGCACUGUGUGCCCUAUAAUUUAAAAUAAUACAUGUAUCUCAAGGAUUACAUUAUUUAUUAAUUGUACAUGUAUUAUUUAUCUGCCAUUCAAUCAUAUCUUCUGCAUCUGAUUUGUAGAUAUUGUUAUUCCAAUGAGACAAUAUGAGCUGAGGUAAUCAUGGAUUUUGUUUCAAAGGGCAACUGUUCUGAAAUAAAUAUUCAUCAUUUAUUCCCCCUUGUUUGGAGCCCAUGAAGUACGUGUAUAAGUUAAAUUUGACCCAAUACCCUAUUAUGUACAGAAAAUUUAUCAAAUAUAAAACUCAGAUUUUGUUUUUUCUCAUCAUAAACUAGGGUUUUCUGGAUGAUUUGGCUAUUGAUACUGUGCAGCAUAUCCCAAUUGAUUUGCCUUUUCUCUGUUAAUUCAAUGGAAUGCCAACAUUGUGGUUCCAUUUUAUUUCAAUAUAUGUAAGUGCUGCACCAUUCAUAAACCCCCUACAGAAACGAUUCUUGAUGCGGCGGGAUAUGGACAACGGUGUGUAACGCACAGAAUUGCGUCUAUGUUUGUACAUGUACACCAACUAAUUUAUCAGUGACAUUUGCAUUCAACUGAAAAUAAAGAAUAUUUACACAA
Strongylocentrotus purpuratus (purple sea urchin) is the source of this 6014-nucleotide messenger RNA. RefSeq names its product telomerase protein component 1. Bases 242 to 3379 code for a protein of 1045 amino acids. Gene Ontology annotation, cellular component: Cul4-RING E3 ubiquitin ligase complex. Gene Ontology annotation, molecular function: protein binding. NCBI's taxonomy places the organism in Eukaryota, Metazoa, Echinodermata, Echinoidea, Camarodonta, Strongylocentrotidae. The record is from RefSeq and is a predicted model, not a curated record. The transcript has 24 exons.